AUGAGCGUAGGCGGACAGGAAGCGGCAUCUAUUUUCAAAGUAUUGGAUAGGAUUAAGGGUGUGAGCUGUCUGACAUUCGUCAAGAGGUCGAACGAGGUCAAGUUCCUAUGGUUCAUCAAGCCGAAAGAAAAGGGCUCUUGUGGGUCUACCUUUGGGUACGAUCCUCGUCCUGGAAAACCCACUAUGAUUUAUCUGGGCAAAAAACGCUGCUUCAAGCAGGGCGUUCUGCUUCACGAAGUCUUGCAUGGACUGGGAUUUGGACAUGAACACGCGAGACACGACAGGGACAAUUUCAUCAAGAUCAUUUGGUCAAAUGUUCCUGAAGGAAAACGUCUCCAAUUCAAGAAACUUCCAGCGAAACUCUACCCUGUACACGGUCCCUACGACUUCUACAGCAUCAUGCAUUAUCCACUGUGGCCACGCUCACGUCAAAAGGUGAAAGGAAAUCAAAGUAUCGAGCCCAUCACCCAGAAUAAACACAGUUUGAUUAAGCACAAAAUAGGUCAAAGAAUAGACUUGACUACGAAUGACAUCGAGAAGAUUCGAGUAGCGUACGGCUGCAACAAAGCCAAAAUGAAUACGAAGUCUACCACGGUGACACGUGCGACAUCUUCAGCCACUUCAACGGAAAGCUCAACUUUCGGGAAACUCGAAAGUAAAUCGAUGUCAAUGUCAACGAAUUCAACAACGCAGGAAUACACGAGAGAAUCGAUACCAAUAAAUUCAACGACAACGACGGAGAUACCUGAAUCAAUAGCAUCGGAAAACCAGAACGACGCAACUCCAGCAGCAAUGUGAUAUAUUGAAUGAAAUUCAAUGACAUCCAGGGAAGAAAUCGCGGCAACUUAUCCCAAAUGGAGUGAAAUCAAAAAACAAAAGCUGAUCGACACAAGAAUUGAGCUCAUGUGGAACCCGUAUGUAAAAAAAAAAAAAAAAAAUAUCGAGAAAAAUGGCAUUUAAAUGUCCAGAACAAUUCAACGAUUCCAACCUACAACGUUGAUUUUCUUCUGGUCCACAAAAUAUAGCAAAAGAACCUCAUUAAGUCAAACUUCAAGGGACUAGAAAAAUAAUUUGACUUGGGAGCAAGCAUUUUUGUCGGGGAAGAGAAAGAAGAAUUGCAUAUAUAAUUGUAAUUGGUGAUAUAUUUAGCCUUAAAUUGCUUCUUGAAUGAGCUGACAGGAUGCUGAACUUAUCAAGGGGUCAUAGUCUUAUUUCCGUUCAAAACACAUCAAUCGACAAUUUUAUUGCUUUCUCAUUCCUGUGCGAUAGCCAAAAGACCUCAAGAAAAUUUGAAUUUUGGAGUUUGAAGGGGGUUGACAAAGUUUGGGAGGUAAUUAUUCAAUUGUUUUUUCAAGUGAAUUCAGACAGGGACUCAAAAAAUUUGACAUAAGCCAUAUUAUUCGACUUAUAGAGAGAUUCAAGAC
Molecule: messenger RNA, 1424 nt
Organism: Notodromas monacha
Lineage: Eukaryota; Metazoa; Arthropoda; Ostracoda; Podocopida; Cyprididae
Source: the annotation of a GenBank genome assembly